AAAGAAGGUAAUGAACUGAAGAGUGAAAUGAAUAUUGUGAAUUCCAAGAUGGACACUUUAAUGGAACAUGUCUUAGGCACAAAGGGAAAGAAUGUCCAGCCUUCUGUUGAACCGGUAAAUGGAUCAUCAACAAGCAAGUCGUCUGUGGGCACUUCGUCUGUUUCACCUACCUAUGUUCCAUCAACAUCUUCUGGGAGCUGCGAACUAAGAAAUAUGAACUUCGAAGUAGUUGCUAUCGCAACCAUAGUUACUGAUGACACAAAGGGUAUUUUCCAUGGUUAUAAGUUAGAUGUAGAGCGCGAAGCAAAAGUUAUUCUAAUCAAGAUUGUGAUGCCUAAUACACCAAUUUACAAGUCUGGGAAACAAGAUGGUGCUAAUAUAUUCGAGGAUGUGAUGGAAGGUGGAUACUUGGUGUGGCCAAAAUCGUUGAUUAUAUACGAAUGUCGAUCUUAAGUGCUUCACUAAAGUUUAUGAAUUCUAAGUGGUUAAUUUCUUAGUGCUGUAGUUAUCGUUAUAUUUUUCAGACUAAAAGGCACUUGAGCCUU
Molecule: messenger RNA, 545 nt
Organism: Papaver somniferum (opium poppy)
Lineage: Eukaryota; Viridiplantae; Streptophyta; Magnoliopsida; Ranunculales; Papaveraceae
Exons: 2
Coding region: 28-453 (141 amino acids)
Source: RefSeq, a predicted model, not a curated record